AUGGAUAUACCCGAAGGGCAGAAGCCAAGAGAGCGGAAUGGAAAAAGUGAAAGGAGCAAUUUGAGAGACAUAGAAGAAGCGAAGAAAAUACGGAACCAACAAAAUGAAGCAAAAUUGAAAAAGUUUUGCGGAAGCACUGAUUUUGUGUUAGACGUACCGAACAUUGACGAAGGGGUGAAAUUUCUAAAAUAUGAUGUAGACAAUGACAUUCUAAACUUCAACUAUACAACGAUGAUGUUAAAUGAAAAGGUGGAGAGGUUAAAUGAUGUAGAGAGGAACAUACACAUUCCUAUGGAUUUGCCUUUUUUGUUUUCCUUUAACAUGCAAAAUAAUGAUGAUAUAAGUAAUUGGAUAAAGGAGCAAAAUGAGACUGAACACGGGAAGAUUGCUAACGUUGAAGGGGCGGAAAGCUACAUCAACCUAAAUGAUGAGGUGAAGCAGUUUUCUUCUUCUGCUCCGAUUGUCCAUACGUUUGAAAAAGACGAUUUAGAGCUCUUGAAUAGAGUUGCUCCGCAUUACAUUAGAAGGGUUAGAAAUAGCCUACUGCAGUGUGAAGAAAGGAAAAGCAGGGAUAUAGAUCCGCGCGAAAAGAAUUCCUCCAUGGGAAUGAACACACAUGAGGAAAGUGGAAAGAUAUUUGAGAAUGUUAACAUUGGAAUCAAUGAUGGCUCCUCUGAAUUAAUGUUGAAAUGUGGUAAAAGGAAAGUACCAUACGAAUUAUAUUUUCCUCAUCCGCUAAAGAAAGGCGCGAAGGUGAAAAAAAUUUACCCCCUUCUGCCACACGUUGCUGUGUGGAACAAUAAAUAUAUACAAGGAAUUAUGGAGAUUGGAAAUUCUAGUGACUACAUCAGAAGGAGUGUUGGGGAGGAUGGUAAUAAAUUUCUGAGGAAGGGGGAGAGUGACAAAUCGAGUAGUGAGCCGAAAAAGCAAAGUAGCGGCAUGCUCGGGUUACUGCAUUUGGUAGAGAAGACCCGCGAUAAGCAUUUGUACGGGUUGUACAAAGCCCAGGACAUGAAUUGCGACGAGUAUAUUCUAAAUAGGUUUCUGCGCAAGUACAAUACGGUAGGUACGCUGAACAAUGGUAAGGUUAGCGGUGGUACGGAUGACGAUAGUGCUGCUGUCAGUACACUGCCCGGUGGCAACAUGUCCAACCAAUCGAGCGAUACCGGGAGAGUGAAAAAAAAAAUCAGCCUAAGCAAAUUUCUCAUAAAAAAAUACCUUCUUAAGUUAAAAAUGAAAGAGAAGUUAAAAGGUAAACUGACCAAGGGUGAAAAGGUAGCCCCCCCUGAAAAGAACCACGAGGAGGAGGAAGAAGAAGACAAGUUUCCAAAGUUAAAAAAUGAAAGAAAUGCUUCUGUUGAAUUGACACAUCACAGUAAGCGUAUCACCUUUAACGAAACAAAUAAGUACGAAUAUGUGGAAAAAGAAAAAGAGCUGGGGGAACAUAGAAAGGAAGAUGAUACGGUCAUAGAACAUGUGAGCUAUUCGCAAAGUACCCCUCCUGUUGAUAAUGUAGAGUGCUUCAAAUAUGUGAGAGAUUAUAAGUCGCCAUCAUUUGGGAUGAAUCAAAAUGACCCUCUGUCGUACGUGAUAGGGUUUAACGAGAACAACUUGGCUUUCAUGUUCCCGACCGUAUCUCGGAAAAUUAUUUUUUCCAAAACGGGGCAGCAAAAGAGGAAAAAUUACAUAUUGGUGCGGGAGAAGUAG
This is a messenger RNA of Plasmodium knowlesi strain H, 1707 nucleotides long. RefSeq names its product conserved Plasmodium protein, unknown function. The transcript has a single exon. The coding region runs from base 1 to 1707 and encodes 568 amino acids. The record is from RefSeq and is a predicted model, not a curated record. Lineage: Eukaryota; Apicomplexa; Aconoidasida; Haemosporida; Plasmodiidae.